CAGACGGGCCCGGCCAGUGCCAAGAUGAGCGUCACGUCCUGGUUCCUGGUGAGCAGCAGCGGCACCCGCCACCGGCUCCCACGCGAGCUCAUCUUCGUCGGGCGUGAUGAGUGCGAGCUCAUGCUGCAGUCCCGCAGCGUGGACAAGCAGCAUGCCGUCAUCAACUAUGACCCAGACAGGGACGAGCACUGGGUGAAGGACCUGGGCAGCCUCAACGGGACAUUUGUGAAUGAUGUGCGCAUCCCAGACCAGAAGUACGUCACGCUGAGGCUCAAUGACGUCAUCCGCUCCUGCAAAUAGCCAGUACAUGGUGUUAAUUCCAACAUGUACGUGCUGGAGCGUGUGCAGCACCGUGUCCCUGAGGAGGCACUCAAGCACGAGAAGUACACCAGCCAGCUGCAGGUGAGCGUCCCCAGCUCAGCGCCCAAGAGGGGUGAGGUACUGCCAGAGCACACACCGUACUGCGAGUCCUCGAACCCCAGGCUGGAGAAGGGGGACCGGAGGCCAGGAGCAGAGGCCACAACUUACCGGACACCCCUGUACGGGCAGCCCUCCUGGUGGGGUGAGGAUGAUGGUGUCACGCCACCUGAGGACCGGCGCCAGGAGGAUCCCUACCCAGAGCGUCCCAGGGAGCAGCAGGACGUGGAGCUCAAUGGAACAUUAGCUGGUAUUCACGCCCCCGCCGAACCUCAGGGCUACCCAUUCCGGAGGGAGCCCAGCUACUUCGAGAUUCCCACGAAGGAGGCCCCGCUGCCGCCUCGGCCCCCUGAUGUGCCGCUGCACGAGGCACCCACAAAGGACGUGGAGGCAGGUGGGGGCGGGGUGGCCCCUGUGGUGCAGAGCCACGCCUCCUUCACCAUCGAGUUUGACGACUGCAGCCCCGGCAAGGUCAAGAUCAAGGACCACAUCACCAAGUUCUCCCUGCGCCAGCGGCGGCCCCCAGGCAAAGAAGCCACACCUGCUGAGAUGGUCUCGGCCGAAACCAAGGUGGCCGACUGGCUGGUGCAGAAUGACCCAAGCCUGCUACGCCGGGCCGGCCAGGGGGAUGACCGUCACAGCACCAAGAGUGACCUGCCCAUCCACACCCGCACCCUGAAGGGCCAUAAGCACGAGGAUGGAACGCAGAGUGACUCGGAGGACCCCCAGGCCAAGGCAGCUGCAGCAGCCGGGAUCCCAGGGGAGACCAGCGGGGAGCAGAUGCGGCUGCAGAGGCAGAUCAAGCGGGACCCGCAGGAACUGCUGCACAACCAGCAGGCCUUCGUCAUCGAGUUCUUCGACGAGGACACGCCCCGCAAGAAGCGCUCCCAGUCCUUCACGCACACCCCGCCUGCAGACCCCAAGGCUGACAAGCGCCGUGGCCCUGGGCCAGCCGAUAGGGACCGGCCGGGUGUCCCGGCCCCCGCCCGGGCAGCAGGUGGCAGCUCGGGACCACAGAGAGCCAGCUCGCUCAAACGGGAGAAGACGGAGGAGCGGCUGGGCGGCCCCUCACCUGCUGCCCGAGCCACCGCCCGCCCCUUCGGCAGCGUGGGGCGCCGGUCCCGCCUGGCCCAGGACUUCAUGGCCCAGUGUCUGCAGGAGAGCUCCCCAACCCCACGGCCCGGCCCUGAGAAGGCACCCCCAGUGCUGCCUGCUCCCCUGACGCCCCGUGGGGCCAGCUCUGUGGCCCCCCCUACCCCACCACCACCCCCCGCCGACCCCCAGCUUACUAAGGCACGCAAACAGGAGGAAGAUGAUAGCCUCAGUGACGCAGGGACCUACACCAUCGAGACGGAGGCGCAGGACAAGGAGGUGGAGGAGGCCCGGAAGAUGAUUGACCAGGUCUUUGGGGUGUUGGAGUCCCCUGAACUCUCCAGGGUGUCUUCGGCCACCUUCCGCCCAGUUAUCCGAGGGGACAAAGAUGAGUCCGGUGACGGGGACAUGGCUCAGCGGAUGGCCCUCCUGCAGGAGUUUGCCUUCCGGCCGCUGGGUACAAACCCCCAGGCAGAGCCCCAGGGGCUCCUGGCGCCAGGCUCUCCUGUGGGUCAGAAAUGGGCAUCCCGCUGGGCCAGUCUGGCUGACAGCUACUCAGACCCAGGCCUUGCAGAGGAUGGCCCCGGUCGCAGAGCCAGUGAGCCUGAGGGGGCCCUACCUGUGCGCACGCGGCGACUGCUCCCCCAGCUGCCCAGCGACAGGGCGGACAGCCCCGCAGGCCCCGAGGCUGCCAGGAGGAGCAGACCUGGGCCACCAGAGCGGAGCAGUGAGCAGGCCAGCCGCCUUGUAGGCCAGGAGGACCUGGACCCAGACAGUCUCAGUGACGCCAGUGGGUCUGAUGGUGGCCGGGGCCCUGAGCUGGGCGUGGAGCAGCAGGAGGAGAGGUACAGGAGCCCCCAGGAGGGGCUAGCAUGGGUCAGGGGUCGGCGCUCACCGAGGAUCCCCGGGGAGCCAGUCCCCACUUCUUUCUUCAUCGGAGACCAGAAUGGGGAGGCCGCCUUCCCCAGGAAACUGUUUUCGGCUCUAGGGGAGGUGGAGGGUGCAGGGCAGGCAGCCCAGCCCAGCCACCCUGUGAGGGACGGCGUCUACGUCAGCACCAAUGGGAGAAUGGUCAUCCAGCUGCGGACCGGGCAGUCCCCAGAACCUAACGGCCCCAGCCUGGCCCCGCCCAAGGAGGCCCUGGCCUUUGUCCGACAAGAGAGCUUCACUAAGGAGCCAGCCAGUGGCCCCCCUGCACCCAGCAAGCUGCCCCACAUCUCUAGCCACCCCCUCCUGCAGGACCUGACUGCAGCCCGGGCCUCAUGCGUGGACAUCCACUCCCAGGACACUCGGCUUAUCUUGAAGGAGACUGAGACAGCCCUGGCGGCCCUGGAGGCCCGACUGCUGUCCAAGUCCACGGACACAGAGUGUGGGGAGGGUGGUGUCCCCAGGCCACCAGAGGACUCCCUGUCUGGGGACUCGGACGUGGACACGGCCAGCACAGUCAGCCUGCUCAGUGGCAAGAAUGGGCCCAGCCCGACGACCCCCCAGUCCCUGGGGUCACAGAAAGAGAAGCCACCGUCCCCACCAGCAGCACAGGAGCUGGCAGGUGCCGGCCUGGGCAGUGCCCGCGAGCGGCUCUCGGAAAAGCAGCAUCGCCCACUAGGCCUGGCAGACCCAGGUCGUGGGGAGCAGGGGCGGCGCCUGGCCGUGCAGCGAGGCCAUGGGACCCGAGGCUCCCUGGACUGGCCCGAUGAGGAGCGUGGCUCCAGCCUCACCCACCCACCCAGCUCAGACAUGGUCACCUCCAACCACGAGACCCCUGAGGCCACAGGGGCAGCGCGGCCAGGGCCUCGCCGGAAACCAGCAGCCCCGCCACCAUCCCUGGCUGCCCGGGAGGAGCACAGCCGUGGCUCAGCCAGUGCCCAGAAGGUGCAGCAGGCGCUGACCCGCUCCAACAGCCUGUCCACCCCACGGCCCACACGGGCCUCCCGGCUGAGGCGGGCCCGCCUGGGGGAUGCCUCGGACACUGAGGCUGCGGAUGGGGAACGGGGGACCCCGGCCAACCCAGAGCCAGUAGGCCGGCCAGUCACUGAGCAGACCAAGAAGCUGUCACGCUUGGACAUCCUGGCCAUGCCCCGAAAGCGGGCUGGCUCCUUCACAGGGCCCAGCGACUCCGAAGCGGCCCCCACCCGCGCCAGCUUCUCUGGCCGCAGUGCCGAGCUGUACUGUGCCGGCCGCAAGCCCACCAUGGCUGAAGCUCGGGCCGCCGCUAGGAAGGCCGCCGCCACUGCCACCACCGGCCCCCGCCAGCCCUUCAGCAGGGCCCGCCCAGGCAGCGCCAGAUACUCCUCCAACACGCGGCGCCGGCAGCAGGGCUCGGAUUACACCUCCACGUCCGAGGAGGAGUACGGCUCCCAGCACGGCUCCCCCAAACACACGCGCUCCCAUGCCUCAACAGCCACGCAGACCCCGCGGGCUGGCAGCUCUGGCCGCUCUCGGUCCCGGGCUCCUGGCCCCCGGGACACAGACGACGAGGAAGAGGGGACUGACCGCUACGGUUUCAUCGUGCAGACAGCUGAGAUUGCCGAGAUUGCCAGGCUGAGCCAGACUCUGGUGAAGGAUGUGGCCAUCCUGGCCCAGGAAAUCCAUGACGUGGCUGGGGACAGUGACUCUCUGGGCCCCACCCGCAGCCCCUCCCUUGGCAACAUGGCCAGCACUCCCAACUCCACCAUUUCUGCCCACGAGGAGCUGGUGCAGCGCAUCCCAGAGGCCAGCCUCAACUUCCAGAAGGUGCCGCCUGGCUCUUCGAACUCCCGGGACCUUGACCAGAACAUGAAUGACAGCCGGGAGGAUGCCCUGGCCAACAAGACAAGGCCUCGGAACCGUGAGGAGGUGAUCUUCGACAACCUGAUGCUGAAUCCGGUGUCCCAGCUGUCCCACGCCAUCCGUGAGAACACGGAGCACCUUGCCGAGAAGAUGAAGAUCCUCUUUCAGAAUUCAGAGCGGGCGUGGGAGGACCUGGAAGCCAGGAUCAAUGCUGAGAACGAGGUGCCCAUCCUGAAGACAUCCAACAAGGAAAUCAGCUCCAUCCUGAAGGAACUGCGACGGGUGCAGAAGCAGCUGGAAGUCAUCAAUGCCAUUGUGGACCCCAGCGGGAACCUGGACCUGCUCAUGGGAAACAGGGGCUCCGCGGGCUCAUCCCAGCUGGGACUCGGGAAGGGCCGCACGGCAGGCCAAAGUCCAUCCUCACCCCCCUUGACGGAGACCUUGCUGCCAGCCCUGCCCCUGAGGAGCUUACCGCAGCGGGCCAACUGCGGGUCCCCCGGCCUCCCGGACCCCGCCUUUCUCCCCGAUAAGGAGAGGUUCCUGAUCUAGGCCUCUGGUGGACGAGGCUGGCCUCCCUGUGUGCGUGCGUCCUGUGCCGCCCCAUCCAUCACAUGGCCCACCUGCCCGGCCGCAGAUGGUUCUCUGUGGAAACCCCCACACGUGCCAUAACCCCAUGGGUGGGCGCUUCCCACGCCCAGACCCCCCCAGCUCCCAGCACACCUACAGCCUUGCCACCUGGGUGCCACCCCUCCCCCACAGGCCUCCUGGUGUGGCCGCAGCCAAGGGCAAGCCCUCAAGGGUACAUGCCCCACCCCUCUACAUUGCUGUCAUUUUGUCUUUAGCUUUAAAGGAAAAAGUAGUCUGUGCCAUUGCAGCCACUCCUCCAGGCUUGGCCGAAAGCCUCUCGGUCUGGAAGGGCCGUGCACUGCCCAUAAUGUCCUGAGUGCUGGCCCAAGGCCACGCAGAGGAGGAGAGGCUGGGCGCGGGGUCAUUCAGUGCCAAACGUGGCUGGGGAGGGCUUGGGCAUGUCCCCAGGACCUUUGAGGAAGACAGGGCUGGAGCUGCACAGGGUCCAGCAGCCAAUGGCAGGCAAGUGGCCCAUGGAGACACUGGGGGCAGGAACCUCACUGCUUUAAGCCUUUGGUGCCAUCUCAACUGCCAAACCCAUUGAGCUUGUGGGCUUUGCCAGUGGAGCCCUCCUGAGUGUGGGCCAGGGGCUGGCCAAGAGCCUGCCCGUGCACACACAGGUGCAGAGACACAUGCAUUAUGCACACAGUUAGCCCGGACAUGUUUCCAGGCUGCACUCAGAGCUAUAGGGCACGUCCCAGCAAGGGGCUCUGGGCCUUUGCACUUGGGCUUCCGAUGGGUCUGGGUGCAGCUGGGUGGGUGAGCAGCCCCUCAGGUGGAGGCGAGUGGUUAGACCAAAGUGACAGGACACCAGAUUUCUGGAAGUGGCCUGGACAAUGUGCCCUCCCCUCCAGCCUCACCGCAUCCUCCUGUGGGCAUUAAGUGGGCAUCUGCAGCAGGCUCCUGGGUGCCUGAUCCCUCAUGGGGGAGCGCGUUGGCAGGGACAGGCCUCAGGAACAGUUCGUUUUCUCAGGAUUCUUUCAGCUGGGAGUGUGCCAGGUGACAGAUGAGCAUAGUGUGGCCCCUCCUGGAGCGGCCCCUAAGCCAAAGAGCCCCGUUGGCUGUGGUCAGGGGAGGUGGGGAUGUCCCACCUCAACCAGGCGGGUAUGGUGUGCUCUGCAACCCUCCUGGCAUGUGGCAAGUGUCGGGCCUGGACAGGGCCCAGCUGCUGGGGGAGGGCACCGUGAAGCCCAGACCCAGAGCCCAGAGCAGGUGGCGCCUCCCUGUUUACAUUUAGCUGCUCUGGAGUCGAGUGCAUGGGCCCUGGUGCCUCUGUGCCCCCAGCCCACCUGAUGUCUAUGUGUGUGUGUCAGGGGUGGGUGGCGGGGUCACCACCCGGUCCCCACCCUUAGAGCCUGCUGUCCCUGUGGAGGAGGUGCUAGUCCAGCCCACCGGGGCCAUGCCCACCCU
Messenger RNA from Galeopterus variegatus (Sunda flying lemur), 6315 nucleotides. RefSeq names its product centrosomal protein 170B (gene CEP170B). Gene Ontology annotation, molecular function: protein binding. The transcript is spliced from 19 exons. NCBI's taxonomy places the organism in Eukaryota, Metazoa, Chordata, Mammalia, Dermoptera, Cynocephalidae. The record is from RefSeq and is a predicted model, not a curated record.